Rana temporaria (common frog) is the source of this 1001-nucleotide messenger RNA. RefSeq lists its product as uncharacterized. Bases 1 to 951 code for a protein of 316 amino acids. The record is from RefSeq and is a predicted model, not a curated record. The transcript is spliced from 7 exons. NCBI's taxonomy places the organism in Eukaryota, Metazoa, Chordata, Amphibia, Anura, Ranidae.
AUGGUCAGGAUCCAGGCAAAGUUUGGCAACAGGAUAUCAAGCAGUGUAGAGCUGAGCGUGGUCACAAGGCAGGCUGGGAUCAGGAUAACAGAGAUUAAUCGCAGUCAAACAAGCCGGGUCAAACACAGGAAACAGAUCAGAUCACAGGAAGUCACGGGAACAGUAAAUAAUCCCCUGAAGAAGACCAAGAAAGGUCGAAACGCUGGUACAUGGAGAUGUGCAUCUUGCAAUGCAGAAGGAGAAAUACCACCUAAACAAAUGCACAAUGCUGAACCUGAAGCUUCAUUGAUGUCAGGACCUCAAGAGAAAAUGCACCAAGAAAGCAGCAAGGAUUGCCACGUGUUGCCAGAGAAACAUGGGACUUUCAGUGCAGUACAGGACAUAGAGUACAGUUGUGAUCAGCCGACCAUGUAUCAUCAGGCUACACCCCAGACAAAAAUCUGCUCCACAUCCCAGGCUUGUCCACAGCCACCACCACUACACAACUUCCAUCAGCUCAUACCUAAACUCCAGAAUGAGCCUCAGCUGUCAUCUCACAGUUGUCCCUCUGAAUCAUCUGGGCAGAAUUACCCACAGCUCCCAUUUGGGCAACAAAUGAGAAACUCACAGAAAAUUCCAACUACCACACAUGCUGUCCAGCGCUAUAUAGCAACAACUGCUCAGAUUCCUCCUCCCAACACUGACAGCAGUCACACACAUGCCACAUGUAACCACACUGAGACCAGACAUGAUUAUGGUGCAGUACAUCAGAGUGAAAGGCACCCUCUCCCUACCUCCAGAACAGAAGCUCCAGGGUCAUCAGCUCGGGCGGAAAUGGUCCAAAACUCUGGAACCUUACAGACAGAGGCACUAACUGAAACUAUUGGCAGCAACCUGACAUUGAGCCGACAUGAGCUGGAAUGUCUCAUCACUGAGUGGGCCUUCCAGAAUAUGAGCCGGCCAAUGAUGUGAUCUGAGAGCACCUUGAUUUCUGCCUUGAUUAAAGUAAUCUGAAGAACAAA